UGCCGCGGACUUGAGGAACAACUCCUUUUUGUGUACGGGCUCUAUCGGCUGUGGACUGAGGGAGAAAUUGUGCUUUAAAGCGUAGUCAAAGUCCAAAGAUGAUUAGCGGUCCGAAGAGUUCAUUCCCCGUGCGCCAGCUCCGAACAAGUCCCCUCGCUGCUGGGAGACAGCUGAAAUAUGAGAGCACUUCUUCGUAAACUCGAUCCACCGGGUUGUCAAGAUCACGGUCUUACAGAAUCCCGGUCAUUUCAGGAAGUUUUCUCUCUUUGCUUGUUUGUUUUUCCCCUUCACACACGCGGAAGAAUAAAUCCCACUUCGGAUUGGCUUCUUCCUCUGCGUCUUCAAACAAUCGGCGCCGGUGAAUUAAGUUGAUGUUUGCGUUUCCCUGCUUGCUCGCUGAGCAGAGUUUCGUCCUCCCCCGACGGGAUUGUGUUUCACUGAAGGGCAGCAGCAGCGACACGGAGCGGCUUCCACCUGCUCGCUCUCCUGCCUGAGCCACCCACACUUUUUUAAACCUGUGGUGGGGUUUAACUCUGAGUCUUAGCACAAACGGCGGUCUGGAACCACCAAAUAAUCCCACAAUUAGCUAAUUAGCAAAACACGCAUUUAUAAAACGACAAACAACGACGGUAGGUUUUCUACAUUCAGCUGUACUUACAUGUUAAGUGGUUACGACGGCUACGAAGUUGAUGGGAAUUUAGCAAAAAUAACGGUUAUGGCAAAUUUAUGCGAUUAGCCGCGCCACUCGUUGGCAUUUUAAACUCAAAUUUAUGUCGCUAUAACUUGGGCUUCCAAGUCGACUGUUGGUAUCAAAUAAGAGAGUUUAAACGAUGUGAUUAUUGACCGUCGGUCCUGCUACUAACUGGCAGGUAACGGCCAUCAAUCACUUUCAGGUGCGCGCGCUCCCGGAACCUUUGAAACAUCUUCAUUUGUUCCGGGGGGAAGCAUUUGAGCGAUGUACCGCAAGGGAAAUUUGUUCAGACAAGUCGUUUCAUGAAUGUGGAGCUAAAGCUAACAUUCGCCUCGUUUGAAGUAUGACCGAGACUACGGAAAACCUGCAGGAGUACGAGGAGCUGUUUGCCCACAGAUUUUCCUCGGAGGACCAUGAAUACCAGCAGUAUCUGAGCCGACCACCUGACCCCCCACCUGUUGUUGAGGACUGGAGGAGUCGUGGAGGAGGAAACUUCAGAGGCAGAGAUAACAGGUACCAGGACCGCCGUGGAGGUCGUGGGUGGGGUGGAGACCGAGGUUGGGGUAGAGACCGAGGUUGGGGUGGAAACCGAGGUUGGGGAGGAGACCGAGGUUGGGGCAGAGACCAGGGUUGGAGAGGGGACCAACGUGGGCAGCAACACUGGCAUGACAGAGACCGAGACCGAGACAGUGACAGAGACAGGCACUCGGGGCAUGGAAGUAGGUAUCAGUCAGGCCCUCCAAGCUCCAACCAGGAAUACAACUCCCAUCAUCAGAGACCACGUUAUGACCGCUAAUGAGCUCUAAUCUCUCAGGUGUUGUCAGUAUUCAUGUAUUUGCAGUCUUACAGCUUGCAUUGCAAUACCAUAUGUGGCAAUGUGCAACCGUUGAUGUUUUUUUUUUCUUCAUAAGCAAGGGCUGAGCAAUAGAUCAACUGAUAAUUUACUGUCCAUUAUUGUAACUUGUGGAACUUUUUCAGCACUGUGAUUGACAAUUUUAUUGUCUGAAUUAAAAAUACAAAGCAGGUACUCAGAAUUAUUUGGGUAAUAUGACAGUGGAAAACCUAAGCACUGUAUAUAUAUAUUUCAUAUUGCUCAGCCCUUUAAUCAUUGAACUUUUUUUUUUUUCAUUAAAAUUUUGGGAAUGAUAAUGACAUACUUGUAAUUUUCAACAUUGAAAAUGACACUGAAAUGACACAUGUGGGCUGUGGGAAAUAUCACUCAGGAGUCGUUUUAUGCUCAGAUAGUUUUGCCGCUACAUUUUUAACAUGCUUUGAUAUCAGGGUGUUCUGAAUUAUACAGUACAGUAUUGUUGCAAACAGUGAAUCUGAAUUUCCAGAGAAAAUCUAUUUCUAAUGCAGUUUUAUUUUUCUGUGUCACGAUAGUAUAUAUGGAUACUUUUGAACUGAGCUGUUGUCAAUAAACAUGUAUUUUCUUAAUUACUUAGUUUCUGUUU
Chelmon rostratus (copperband butterflyfish) is the source of this 2145-nucleotide messenger RNA. Its product is annotated as RNA guanine-N7 methyltransferase activating subunit-like. The record is from RefSeq and is a predicted model, not a curated record. The transcript is spliced from 3 exons. NCBI's taxonomy places the organism in Eukaryota, Metazoa, Chordata, Actinopteri, Chaetodontiformes, Chaetodontidae. The coding region runs from base 1035 to 1487 and encodes 150 amino acids. Gene Ontology annotation, biological process: RNA 5'-cap (guanine-N7)-methylation. Gene Ontology annotation, molecular function: RNA binding.